AUGCUUUCCUCUCUCAAACUCCUUUCGAACCUUAUCGCAGAGUCGGUAGACAAGAUCGACCAGAAAUGUGCAGCCCAAUGUCUGCCGUUCCCUGAACUCGACGAGUUAUUUUCGUUUCAAUCGGAGGCCAUACGAAACGACGCAGACGUUGCUGAAGCCAUCCACGUGAUCGCGGCAGCAGCAACACAGCUGAUAGCAACAGCUAGAGCUCCCAUUACAACGUUAUCUGUCGUCGCUCACCAAUGGGAUGUACCUGCCUGCCUUCGGGUUGCAAAUGAUGCAAACGUCGCCGAGAUACUACGUGACGUGGGCCCCGAGGGCGCCCACAUCGAUGACAUAGCCAAGAGAAACGGAAUGAAUGCGGCACGUCUUGGUCGGGUCCUUCGCUUGCUCGCCUCUCACCACAUCUUCCGAGAGGUAUCUCCCGACGUGUUUGCAAACAAUCGCAUCUCGUCCCUGCUCGACUCCGGUAAACCAAUCCAGGAGCUGGAGAAAAACCCACAGGCCAAAUACACCGAAACGUCCCUCAUCAACACGUUCGUCAGUUGGGGGACCGGAGAGUUCUUCAAAAGUGGCGCUUUCUUGUCACAAACACUUCGGGAUCCCGUUUGCGGCCACUCUGACGAAGCUAAUCAGAGCGCUAUAUGCAAAGCCUUCGACUUUGAUGUCAGCUUCUUCGAGUGGCUCGAGCGUCCAGAAAACAAGGACGUGCUGUCCCGCUUCAGUCUACUGAUGCGCGCGACGACUGACUUGUUGCCUGACGCUGCCAUAUUAAAGGGCUUUGACUUUGGUUCUCUUCCCGACGGCGCCCUGGUCGUUGACGUAGCCGGCGGGAUCGGCUCCCUCGAGUUGGUUCUGGCCAAAACAUUCCCUAAGUUGAAUAUCGUGGUACAAGAUCGACCUCAACUUGUUUCUGAUGCUGAGCCAUAUUGGAAAUCGAACUUACCCGAAGCGCUUAAGAGUGGUCGUGUCAAGCUUGUUGCUCACGACAUGUUCACUCCCCAGCCGGAUCUCGGCAGUACAGUCGACGUGUUCGUCCUUCGCGGGAUCCUCCAUGAUUGGGCCAAUUCGUAUGCGAUUCAGAUCCUAAGUCACCUACGCGCAGCCGCCGGACCACAAACGAAACUCGUAGUAAUCGACAUUAUCCUAGAAUCUCCGUGUCGUGAUACCGAAACCAAGACGAUCAAAGGCUGUGAACCCCGCCCGGUCCCCGAGCCUCUCCUGGCCAAUAUGGGCGCGGCUAAUACGGUGGCUUAUUCUAUGGAUGUGAUGAUGAUGGGCUUUGGUAACGGACAGGAGCGUACAGUCAGACACUUUGUUGAUAUCAUGAACGAGGCGGGCUGGGAGCUAAAGGAGGUCAUAAGCCUUGGAUCGUGGCGGCCCCACUUGAUUGCGGUGCCAGUGUGAGACGUACUUAUUGUUUGCUUAUUGCUUCGUAUUAUGGUCCUUUUGUUUAAACUUUUUUGGGCAUAGAAACAAGGGGGAUUGGUUCAUUACUCUGAAAACAUCAGAUAGGCCUUAAGGCUAAUGAGUUCUGAAUGGUACAGGCAAUAUUGCAAGCCAAUCUUGGUCCACCUUGGCAUCAAGGUAGCCACAUUACGAUUAAUUGGCCACUGCUCCAACAUAAGAUAGUACUUUUAUUCCAAUUCGCGUGGGACAACAAGUCGAGCUCAGAGGAAAGACAUUGCAAAGCGUGGGGUCCUAGGUGGAG
Desarmillaria tabescens is the source of this 1711-nucleotide messenger RNA. RefSeq names its product O-methyltransferase. Gene Ontology annotation, molecular function: O-methyltransferase activity. The transcript has 11 exons. Bases 1 to 1407 code for a protein of 468 amino acids. The record is from RefSeq and is a predicted model, not a curated record. NCBI's taxonomy places the organism in Eukaryota, Fungi, Basidiomycota, Agaricomycetes, Agaricales, Physalacriaceae.